This is a messenger RNA of Closterium sp. Naga37s-1, 7935 nucleotides long. Lineage: Eukaryota; Viridiplantae; Streptophyta; Zygnematophyceae; Desmidiales; Closteriaceae. The record is from the annotation of a GenBank genome assembly.
AUGUCCCGUCCAACCGAGACUUCUUCUCAGGCUCGGGACGAAGAUGGAGCCGCUAUUGGUGGAAUUCCGCCUUUGUCUCAUCGUCUGAUUGAGAGUGUGCGUGGGGAGACUCGCGGCGAGGAAGGAGCAGCUGCAGGGGCACAGAGCGGUGGUACUAUCGAGGCUUCAGGUGACGAGAAGCAGCGAGAAGAGGAGCCUGUUGUCUCGGAAUCGGUGGAUUCACCCGAGGCUGUGUCCGUGUCAGAGGACGUAGAGAAGUUAAAUAACGGAGGGAACGGAGAGAACGGAGAGGAAGCAGCGACAGCAGAAACCGUCGGAGUAGAGUGUGAUAUAGGCGUUAUUCAGGCCUUGCAAUUCGAGUCAGAGCUGGCGCUCAAGAAGAUGUCUCUUGACCCCAACGCAGCUGAGUUCACGCCGUCCUUCGCGCCUUCCCUGUCAGCAGUCGCUGCAACACUGUUAUUUUCAGACUACAACCCUCUCAGCACCACUGCCGCUGCGGACGUCUCUGCUGCCGCAGCAGUUGCCUCCUCUGCUGCUUCAUCCGCUUCGUUUGUGGUUCCUCCACUCAUUCCUCCCCUCGCUACCGGCAGCACGAUCCAUGCCUUCAAUCUUAGCCGUCCUGCUCCUUACAGUAACAAUAUACAGUAUCAUCCCGCACCUUUUCAGCAGCAGCAGCAGCAGCAGCAGCAGCAGCAGCAGCAGCAGCAGCAGCAGCAGCAGCAGCAGCAGCAGCAGCAGCAGCAGCAGCAGCAGCAGCAGCAACAGCAGCAGCAACAACAACAACAGCAGCAGCAGCCACAGGAAGGGGCUUCCUCUGCAUACUUUAUACAGCCACAGGAGCCAUUACAGUCACAGCAAGCACCGUUAUACUCACAUCCGUUUGUGCAUACUAACCCUCUCUUACAUGUACAGUCACAGGCACCAUUGCCCACACAUCCGGGCUUCAGGGCUCCUUACAUUGGGUAUGAAAUGGGGGAGGCUCUGGUGCCUCCUCCCCCUCCCACGCCCCCCACGCCCUUGGCUACAGCUGACGACAGAGUGUCCCGGGUGAUCAUGGUCUCGCUGUUGCCACCACCUAAACAACUACCUGACGCCGUUAUGGCGCAGGAGAUAGAGAGAACGUGGGGUCCUUUGAGAUUCCUCGACCUGUCCCGUCGCAGGGAAGGCGUAGCCGUGGCACAUUUUUACGACCUGCGCCAUGCCAAGGCGGCACUGCGGGACAUGCAGCAGCAGCACUGGCUGCAGCAGCAGCGCACGCACCACCGAAUCCUGCUCCGCCUGCGCCAAAUACACACCAGGGAACCCCCCGAGAAGAUCAUACCAGACCCCUACCGGCCCCUGCCGAACGAGCCUGUUCCGUUGAAAGGGCUGGGGUUGGUUGGCGGGUGGGUGGUGUGGGCGCAAACGGUGGAUCCUGAUGGGGAGGGAGGGGCGUGGGCGGGAGAGGGGAAGGGGCCUGGGCGUGGGAGGGGGUUCGGGGGAGGUGGGGCGGAAGGUGGAGGCGGUGAAGGGAGGUUCGGUGCAGUGCAGCGGCGUCAACAGCGACCGAAGUCGCAGGGCCCGCAGCAGCACCAGCAGCAGCAGCAGCAGUUGGGGCAGCAGCAGCAGCACAAGCAAGGAGGGUUAUGGCAGGGGCGGGAUGAGCAGCAGGGAGGGCUGUGGGACGGUGGUAAUGGGUGCGUGGUGGUGUCGAACGUUGAGCCCUCCGUAUCAAUGGACUCUCUGCGUGCACUCUUCGCAACAUGCGGAGACGUUAAGGAGGUCAGAGAAGUUCCUUCUCAGAAGCUUCACCGCCUUGUGGAAUUUUUCGACAUCCGGGCGGCUGCCCACGCGCUGCAGAAGCUGACCGGAACAGAGCUGGCGGGCAGGCAGAUAAAGAUUGAGUUUGCACGAGAAGGAGUCAUGACAGAAGCAGUUGGAGCAGCAGGAGGAUCGGGAGCAGGGGUAACAGUGGGAGCAGUGGGAGCGGUGGGGUCAAGAGCAGUGGAUGCAUGGCAGGGGAGGACCUCGCCCUCCAACGCAUCGACUGCUAGCAGCAGCUCAUCGCACUCGCCUGGGCACAUGCCCACCCAGCCUAACCCUGAUCCCCCCCCUCCUUUCAAAGACAUGUCUGCCUCGCCCCGUCAUGAGUCAGAGCCUCCAGAAGGGGCCUCUCCUGCUGCUGCAUCGAGUUCCACGUCUGCUCCUGCUGCUGCUGCUCCUUCCGAUUGUGGUGAUUCUCCAAAAGCUCCCGGGUGUGAAAGCCCUGACUUGAGAAGUCCAGGGGUGGAGAGCAGUGGUGGCAGGGGGGAGAUGGGUGCAGAUGGGUUGCUGCUAUCAGGAUCCACGCCUGGCACAGGCGGUACCAGGGGGGAUGCAGUGAGAGGGGCGGAUGUUGUAGCUUCCCUAGAGGAGCAGGUUACAGGCGACUGUGAGAAGGUAUUGAAGGAAGGUGAGAAACUAUUAAAGGUAGCUGAGAAGGUAUUAAAACAAAUGCUUGGGGACAGAGCUGAGGAGGUUUCUGAUGAAGCUUCUGCGAGAUUUUCUGAAGCUGGGUUAGCAGCAGGUGCUGAUGCGGAAGGGGGAGAAGAGGAAGGAAAGUUGGUAGAGGAGGAAGGAAAGGCUGUUGAGAAUGCAGUGGUGAAGGAUGGGUGUUCAGCAGGAGAGAGAGAGGGCGAGAGUGGAGGAGAGAGUGGAGGGGAGAGUCCCAGGUCAAGCAGUGGGGGGUUGGCUGAUGAGUCGGCGUCUCUUCCCCGAGAAGAGCUGGGCCGAGAAGAGCUGGGCCGAGAAGAGCUGGGCCGAGAAGAGCUGGCCCGAGAAGAGCUGGGCCGAGAAGAGCUGGCCCCUGCCUCAUCUCCAGGAGAAGAAUGCACGUCAGAGGACGGCAAUCCAGAUAGCGCUGCUCCAGUUACUAGUGCACCCAUCACUACCGCCCCCAUCACUAGUGCACCCAUCACUACCGGCCCCAUCACCAGUGCACCCAUCACUACCGGCCCCAUCACCAGUGCACCCAUCACUACUGGCCCCAUCACCAGUGCACCCAUCACUACUGGCCCCAUCACCAGUGCACCCAUUGCUACCGCACUCAGCACCAGCACGCCCAUGAGCAGUGCGACAGCAAGCACCCAGAGCUCGCCAGACACGUGGAGGUCAGACACGAGCGCACACAGCACCGUCAGCACGAGUGGCAGUUGCAGUGGUGGCGGCAGUGGCAGUGCCAGUGGCAUCAACACUGGCGGUGGCAGCAGCAGCGCCAGCAGCCGUGGCAGCAACUUCCCUCCCAGUUGGCACGGACAGGCCUCCUCGGUGACCCCUCUUCCUCACGCGCCCCUGCACCUUCCACCGGAUUCUGCCUCCUCACAAGCAUACAGGCAGCACGGGCAUGGCAGUGGCAGCACGGGUGACAUUGGGUACAGCUACUUGCACCACCCACAGAUGCAGUUCUCCGCUGCUGCACCGACAGGCUCAGCCACAGCAGCAGCCACACCAACAGCCACACCAGUAGCUACGCCCCACUGGUUCCGCCCUCCAUUCCCAACCCCUACUACCUUCGUCCAACCACCCUUCGCUCCCCCGUUCUUUCAACCACGUAUGGCCACGCCUGUGCCGAACCUGAGUCUUCCUGGCACGCAGGCGUUCAUUCCGGGGGUUCAGGUCUGGGGGGGUCAGUACAAGGGGCAGCAGGUGCAAGGAGGCCACGAGGGGUGUUACAUGCAUGAGGGGCAGCAGCAGCAACAGUAUCAGCAGCAGCAGCAGCAGCAGCAGCAGCAGCAGCAACAGUAUCAGCAGCAGCAGCAGCAGCAGCAGCAGCAGCAGCAGCAGCAGCAGCAGCAGAAGCAAUACCAGCAGCAACAGCAACAGCAAUACCAGCAGCAGCAGCAGCAGUAUCAUCAUCAGCAGCAGCAGCAACAGCAGCACCAGCAGUAUCAACAGCAGAACCAUCAGCAGCAGCACCAGCAGCAGCAGCAGCAGCCCGGGCCAUAUGAGCCUACUCACGCCCCUGUCUCGGUGCCUCUGCUGCAGCAUCCCCACACUACCUACCCACACGCUCACUCCCACCUCAUGCCCCUCAUGCCCCACGCCCCGCCCUCCGCACCUCACACUCACGGUCACAACCCUCCCCAUUACGCUUACCACUUCGCCCCAGGCAUGCCGUACCUCCCACCUGCUGGGGCUGCUCCCUCUGCUUAUCUUCCCUACCCUCCUCCGCCACCACUGCCCUUCUCUUCUCGCCAUGCUGCAGAUUCUUCCCUUCUCCCUCCUCCUCCUCCUCCUCCUCCCCCUCCCCCUCCCCCUCCCUCGUCUGCUGCGACUCAUCUUUCCCUUGCUGCAAUAUCUGCUGGGGGGGCGUCUCCUGUUGUCUCAUUCCCCACUUCUCUCUCCUCCUCUCCCCGAUUCCCUGCCACCCCCACUGCAAGUGGCUCCCAUGCUUCUGCUGCGGCUGCUGCUGCCCCUGCGGCUGUUAACCCUGCUGGCCCUCCUACCCCAACUGCCCCUACUGGGUUUGCUAUGUACGGCCAUGCUACACCAACACCCAUGGGCGUGGGUUAUCCUCCUAUAGGAAUCUUCGCAUUUGUCGAGGAGGCAGCAGCGGCGGCGGCCAGGACAGAGGCCACCCAGCUGGCUGCCACGUCAGCAGGCAGGUGGCACCAGCGCGGACGGACACAUGGCACUGCCGAAGAAACAGGGAAGGGGAGAGCAAAGGCGCAUCGACCUCUGACGUGUUUGACUGAUCUGGUCCAAUGUGGCUUGACAGGUUCAAGUGACUAUCGGAAGGGCACAGGGAGGGUGGUGGUGUCGCUCCCAAGUUUCACACGUGCAGAGAAUGGUGGGGUGGCACUGGGAGAAGGAGACGUGAGGAGCACGGGCGAGAGGGAAGAGGCAGUGGGAGAAGGGGAGGAGACGACAGGAGGAGGAGGGGAGGUAGGAGGGGUGGGUGCAAAUGAUGCCCGAGAGCAGGUCAGCUUGAACAAGGAGAAGAAUGAGGCCUGGGAACCUGAAGGGGCACACCCUCAGGUGGAAUCUCAGGAGGGUGCUCAGGUGGGGGUUCAGGUGGGCGGUCAGGUGGGCGGUCAGGUGGGCGAGGGGGUGGCAAGGGGGCGGCGGGACGGCACGAGGACGACGGUGAUGGUGCGCAACAUACCCAACCGCUACAGCCAGGCCAUGCUGCUGGCCCUGCUGGACGCCCACUGCCUGCACUGCAACUCGCACCCGCCCUGCCGGCCCUGGGCGGGUGGGAAGGCGAUGGGAGGAGGGGGUGCACGAGGCAGGGGAGGUUCUCGGGAUGGGAGUGGCAGUGAUUCGGGCAGUGACAGCGGCAGCAGUUCUCAUGGUGGUGGGAGUGAGGCGGAGGAGGAGGAGCUCUGGGAGCCGCUAUCUGCUUAUGACUUUGUCUACCUUCCCAUUGACUUCAAGAACCGGUGCAACCUAGGGUACGCGUUUGUGAACCUGACAACAGUGACGGCGGCGCUGCGGCUGUUCCGCGCCUUCCACUUUCAGCCCUGGGAGGCCUUCAACUCGAGGAAGGUCUGCCGCAUCUCCUACGCGCGCGUGCAGGGUCGGGCGGCGCUGGAGGAACAUUUCCGCAACUCGCGCUUUGCCUGUGACACUGAGGAGUUUCUCCCGCUCGUCUUCUCCCCGCCCCGCAACGGCAUCUCUUGCCCUCCCCCGGUGCUUGCCGCCGGUCACAUGGCAGGCCAGCAGGUAACCCUCGCUGGUGGUAGCCACCACAGCACACUCACGUCUGACCCUAGGCCCCCCCGGCGCGAUUGCUCUCUCCCGCCGAAUUCUGCCCUGCGCCUAAUGCGCCUAAUGCUCGCGCACCUAAUGAUUGCCCGCAGCUCAACAUCAUGCGCCCCCUACUCUCCUCCGCCCUCUCGUGCACGCAUCGGCGACGAUAAUGGCACGAGAAACCUGGGGAUUGUGGAUCUACCGCAGUCUGGGGGGGUUUACAGGGGACUGUUGGCCGGCUGGGACGUGCGAGUGGGAGGAGGAUGUACGAUCAAGACGGAGUGCGCGGAGAAGAGGGACAUGAUGAUGACACAGCAGGCAUGCAUGUGGGGGGAGGACGUUUGCUAUUAUCUCAAGAAGUUACGGAGGGGUGUGGUGGAGGCAUUUGCCUGUGGACUCCAUUGGGUGUGGGAAGGGGGACCAGGGCAUGGGGGAGAAGAAGGUAAGUCAGGGCAGAGGGGGAAGGUAGGCUGUGCUCACGAGGCUGUGCUCACGAGGCGUGCUCACGAGGCUGUGCUCACAAUGCUGUGCUCACGAUGUUGUGAUCAUGAUGCUGUGCUCAAGAUGCUGUGUGAAAGUGGCUUGAAUGCAUUCAACCGCUCUCUUAAAGCAGCGACGCGUCGAUCGUCGUCGCGCCAGCCGUUCGUAGCCAUUCGCAGUCAAGGCGACGCGCAUUGCAACUCAGCAGCCAAUGAUUUUCUUCCAGCAGAACGCGCAAUCCCUCUCAUCCGUUCCACGUCAGCAACCCCAGCCGCAUCGGGCCCACAACGGGCGCAGCAGGGACUAUGCGGGGACGCGAAACGCGGUGCAGGUGCAUCCCAGGGAGGUGUUAACUGGGCGCGGUUGCGCAACCACAUCGGCGUGACCUCCGUGAGCGCCGCGUCCUUCUCUUCCGCGAAUAGGCGGAAAGAGGUGCGCGGAUUCGUGGAAGAAGACGCGUCGCAGCGCGGGACCGGUGGAGACCAGAGCGACGCGGAGUCGAAGCGCGCGGAGCUCGAGGCAGGAUGGCAGAGUGGUUCCGAGGGAUCAAUGCCGCCAAUGGCGGCGCCAAAUGCGGCGCCAGGCGCGGCGACAAGCUGUUCUCCCAGCGACGAGUUCGCGUGCACGAUUGCCGGAUGCACCCACGUCCACAGCAACGUCGGCUCCAUGCGGAGGCUAGGAAACCUCUCAGAAACCUCCUUCCGAGCGGCUCCGCCGGCGGAAUCCCGGCCGGUGCAGAGCGGUACCAAGGGGUUCAACCUGGGGCAAUUUCUGUCGCAGCUGCUGCCGUACGUGGUGGUGGCGACGGCGGUGUCGGCGCUGACGUGGCCGGCUACGUUCGCGUGGUUCAGCAAGCAGUACUACGCGCCCGCACUGGGCGGCAUCAUGCUCUCCAUCGGCGUGCAGCUCUCCGUCGAAGAUUUCAAGGCCGCCAUUGAAAAGCCUCUCCCCGUCAUACUGGGUCUGCUAGUGCAAUACGCCGUGAAGCCGCUCAUCGCGGCCGCCAUAGCCGCCUCCUUCCGCCUGCCGCCCGCGUUCGCCGCGGGCUUCCUCCUCACGGCCAGCGUGUCCGGCGCGCAGCUCUCCAGCUACGCGUCCUACCUGGCAAAAGCUGACGUGGCGCUCUGCAUCGUCCUCACAAGCCUCAGCACCUUCGCCUCCGUGGCACUCACCCCUAUCCUCACCUCGCUCCUGAUUGGCUCAGCCGUCCCGGUCGACCUCCUAGCCAUGUCCAAAUCCAUCCUGCAAGUCGUCAUUCUCCCAGUCUCCCUCGGCCUCAUCCUAAACACCUACGCGCGGAAAUUUGUCGACCAGAUUCGGCCAAUCAUGCCGCUGCUAGCCAUAGUCUGCACGUCCCUCUGCAUAGGCAGCCCUCUAGCCAUCAACCGGUCGCAGAUCGUCUGCCUAAGCGGCCUCCUGCUGCUCCCGCCCGUCCUCGCCUUCCACCUCGCGUCCUUCGCCGCUGGGUUCUGGUCCGCAAAGCUCCCCGGAAUGGGGCAGAGUGAUGACGUGACGAGGACUCUGUCUCUGUGCGGUGGCAUGCAGAGCAGCACGCUGGCCAUGCUGCUGGCAUCUCAGUUCCUCGGGCCUACCCACACGGUGCCUGCCUCGGUCUCUGUUGUGCUCAUGUCGAUUAUUGGGCUCAGUCUAGGAAGCUUCUGGGGGUCGGGAAGGAAGCUUCUGGACUGGAACAAGGCUGGGCCAGUUGUGGGGGCCCAGGCAUACGCUGCUCCUGCUGAGGCGUAG